UUGUGAGGUCAGUUUAAGAUUUUUUUUUUCUCUUAAAUAAUACACAAUAACAGGGGGCCCGGGGGAAGUCAGAACUCAGAACGGAGGGGGGAGUGGCUUCGAAAACAGAGGGAAGAGAGAAGAAAAAGCUACAGGGGAAGAAGAGAGCCCCCACCUGCGAAGGAGAGAGAUCGCGAAGAGAGAAAAGGCGAAGAAGAGUCCACGCCGGUCUAAAGAAGGAUAGUGUUGCUGCUGUCAGUGAAGACGUAGCAGCUCGGCAACAAGAUGGCGACGCCGGAAAGAUCACCGGUAGGGAUUCAUCCUCGGGGAUGGAAGAGAGGACCGGCGGCGUAGCAGAGCUGCAUAAGCUCUUGAACACGAAGAAACAACUAAGAAUCAAGGCCCCCUAAGGACAAAGCCAUCGAUUCAUGUAUUAUUCAGCGCUUGUUAGGAACUUUGUUUUAACGCUGAGUAAACGCCACGUGUCCUCCUCCUCCGGCCUCAGUUGUGGUUCCGCCAUGUCAGUAACCCCACUCCUAUCACGGUUCAACCAGAGCAUGUUCAACAAUGUCGUUGCCUCCAACAAGCUCAUCGCCAAUUUCCUUCGAUUGGGUGACAUGGAUUCUGCUCUCCAAGUGUUUGAUAAUAUGACAGUGAAGAGCACCGUUACUUGGAACUCUAUCCUUGCUGGCUACGCCAAGAAUCUUGGAAAUUUUGAAGUUGUACGCCAAGUUUUUGAUAAAAUUCCUGAACCGAAUAGUGUGUCUUAUAAUAUCAUGCUGGCGUGUUAUUUGAACAAUUUUGGCAUCCACAGAGCCCGUGCUUACUUUGAUGUAAUGCCUGUGAAGGAUACGGCGUCUUGGAACACGAUGAUCUCAGGUUAUGCUCAGAUUGGAUUGAUGGGCGAGGCGCGCAUGAUGUUCUUGGCAAUGCCAGAGAAAAAUACUGUCUCAUGGAGUGCGAUGGUGUCGGGGUAUGUGGCUUGUGGAGACUUGGAUUCUGCAGUGGAGUGCUUUUAUGCUGCAACUGUGAAGAGUGUGAUUACCUGGACUGCCAUGAUCACUGGGUACAUGAAAUUUGGCAGAGUUGGGUCUGCUGAAAAAUUGUUCCAAGAAAUGUCUCAGAAGACUUUGGUGAUGUGGAAUGCUAUGAUAGCUGGGUAUGUUGAUAAUAGCAGGGCAGAAGAUGGGUUGAAGCUUUUCAAGACAAUGUUAGAGACUGGGGCCAAGCCUAAUGCUGUGAGCUUGACUAGUGUGUUGUUGGGUUGUAGUAACCUAUCAGCAUUGCAACUUGGUAGACAAGUUCAUCAGUUAGUUUGUAAAUCUCCAUUGAGUAGUGACACCACAGCCGGAACUUCAUUGGUUAGCAUGUAUUCCAAAUGCGGGGAGCUGAAGGACGCGUCGAAAUUGUUUGUGCAGAUCCAACGGAAAGACCUUGUAUCAUGGAAUGCAAUGAUUUCUGGUUAUGCACAACAUGGAGCUGGUGAAAAAGCUCUGGAGUUAUUUGAUGCAAUGAAAAAUGAUGGCAUGAAGCCAGAUUGGAUUACUUUUGUAGCAGUAUUUUUAGCUUGUAACCAUGCAGGAUUUGUAGAUCUUGGGGUCCAAUAUUUUGAUGCUAUGAUAAGGGAUUAUGGAAUUGAAGCUAGGCCAGAACACUAUGCUUGCAUGGUUGACCUUCUCGGUCGACGUGGAAGGUUAUCUGAGGCAACAGACUUGAUAAAAAGUAUGCCGUUUAAGCCACAUCCUGCCAUCUUUGGAACGCUUUUGGGAGCCUGUAGGAUCCAUAAGAACCUAGAUCUGGCUGAGUUUGCUGCCAAGAAUCUGCUUGCGCUUGAUCCUAGUAGUGCAACUGGAUAUGUUCAAUUGGCCAAUAUUUAUGCAGCACAAAAUAGAUGGGAGCAUGUUGCUAGGAUUCGGAGAUCGAUGAAAGACAAUAAUGUAGUGAAGGCACCCGGAUAUAGUUGGAUUGAGAUAAAGAGUGUGGUGCAUGAGUUUCGGUCAAGCGACCGAUUGCACCCAGAAUUGGUUUCUAUACAUAAAAAACUAAAUGAAUUGGAGAAAAAAAUGAAGAUGGCUGGCUAUAUUCCGGAUCUUGAGUUUGCAUUGCAUGAUGUGGAAGAGGAGCUGAAAGAACAGCUUCUUCUAUGGCACAGUGAGAAAUUGGCAAUUGCAUUUGGACUUCUAAAGGUACCGUUAGGUGUUCCAAUCAGGGUAUUCAAGAACUUGAGAGUUUGUGGAGAUUGCCACACUGCAAUAAAGUACAUAUCAGCUAUAGAAGGAAGAGAAAUCAUUGUUAGGGAUACCACUAGGUUUCAUCAUUUCAAGGAUGGGUCUUGCUCCUGCAGUGAUUACUGGUAAUCUUGCCAUUAUGCAACCAAAACAAUGCAAUUGAAUUCAGUCAAAGGACAUGUCUAUUUAAACCAGUUAGUUCAAUGAACUUCAUUAUACAUGCCAAGAACAAAAAGUUUCACCUUAAUGAAUUUUUCGUUUUCACGCCAAACUGCCUUUGUUCUCCUUCAUUCUCACGCCACUUCUUCGUUGUUCUCUUUCGUUUUCACCCCACUUCAUCUUCUUCCUCACCUUCGUCUACUCUCAUCGUUGCCACUCACCAUCGUCUCGUGCGCUCACCAGUGUUGAAGAUGUGUAUGGCUAUGAUGGUGAUGAUGAACUACAAUGGCUAAUUGAGUCGGAGAAGGUGAUUGAAUUCUUGUGUGGUCACUUGUCUGCUUGCUAGUCUUCUUGGUGGUUACCAGGAUAUCCUCCAUUCUUGCUAAUCUUCUGUUUAGGUGAUUGACUUCUCUUCAAUUUAUUGUCAUAAUCAAUUUCCUUCCUCCCUUGUGCAGAUCUUUUAAUUUUCAGUUGGUUUUGGCUACCAGUAUCAACAAUCUCACUUUUUGCAUUAGCACUUAGCAGCUAAUAACGUUCAAAGGUCAGUUUUAAGGUGCAUGUUCUGUUUCUGUAGUGUAAUUAAUCACUGGAAUCAAUUUUAUUGUAGAAUAAUGCAGGUUGGUACAUGGUUAGUGAAAAGCCAUUUAACUUCUGCCAGUUUAUUAUUUUACCAUUGUGUCAGUAACAGCGAUGAUUGAACAUAAUUCUGCAAUAAAGUAUAACCCAAUUUGAUAUUUGAUCUCAAGAUUCUAUUUUAGCCAAUGUUCAUCAAUAAAUUUAUUUUGAAGUGAAACUAGAAAAAAUGAUAUAAUGGGAAAAGAAACCAAAAGAAAAAAAUGAAGCAUCUUCAUUGACUAACAAUCCCCAUUAUUGUUGUGUUAGAUUCUAUUGUGCUGUGCUGCUUAGAUUUGAUGGCAUAAGGGUGGGCGUGUUAGAGAUGAUGUAUUUGUUGUGUUUGGUCCUCUGAUUUUGGCUGUGUUUGUGUAUGUUGUAUGCUGAACUGCUCUGGGGUCUUCCCACCCUCACUUUCCGUUCUUAGGUUUUGGUGAAUGGUGAGUGUUGAUUUAUCAAUUAAAAAAAAAAGUUAGUGGAAUUGUUGUUGUUCUGGUUUACUAAAUUUUUUGCUAUUGCCUAGUUGUUCUUGCUGGUUGCUGUGUUCUUGCCAAUUGCCAUGGUUGCUGUGUUUUUUUUUUGCAAUUUGUUAACUUGUUAAUCACUUAAUUGCUGUUGUGUUAGAUGUUAUUAACUCUUUUGCUAUGUUGCUAUUGACUUAUUACUCAUUGCUGCUCCCUAGUUGUUUUUGCUGAUCCUUACUUUGUUAUUAUUGUGUUAAGUUAAUUGUUCUUGUUAUUAUAUUUUGUGGUUGAUUAUUAGAAAAUUGAAGGAAGUUUGGACCCUUCACCCUUCGGUGUGGUUCCUCUAAAAACCAGAACCAAUCAAGAAGUAAAAUUGCUAAGAUGUGGACCCUUUGGUGUGGUUCCUCAAAAAAUUAUGUGUAGUCUUCUACAUUCUCAAUUGUUUUCUGCAUAGUUCAUGAUUCCAGUAUCAUUGUAUCACAAUAAUUGUUACUCAUAACUGGAGCUUUACAAAUGAUAGUCACAAACCUGAGACAUAAGGCUUUCAUGUACAAAAAUAAACUUUAUGGCCAUGACUUGCUAUGACCAUCAUCACGGGGCAUGCACAUUAAUAUUUUGGUCAUAUGGUAGCUAGUGUGAGUGAGUUAUAUAGGACUCUAUCUAUAUCUAUAUAUGUAGCACUUGAAAGAUAUAUAACUAGCUUAAGUGUUCAUUUUGUGAACAUUAUGUCAAAUGUCUCCUGCUUGGGUCUUCUUCUUCUGCUUGAUUGUUUUGUUUUUAUGAACCAUGUUAAUUUGAGCUAUAUGAUAAACUAUUGCAGCAUGCCAAAUAUCAAACUGCCUCGUUCACAGAAUUUCUUCUUUACACUAAUAACCUUUUAUUUGGUCAUGGCUGAAGAGUAGAGGACAAAUGCUGGUAGUACGGGCUGGGAAUUUGGAUUUUUCAUUUUUCAUUUUUCAUUUUCCAUUUUUGUGACCGAAGGUGUAAUUGGGCUUUGUCAUUUCCCACUUAUGGUCUUAAUGUGCUUUCUUAGCUUUCUAGCAACUUUUUCAUAUGCCUAGAUAUUUAAUGUUGAUCAUGAUUUUAAGUUUUUGGAGUUAUUUCGAGUUAUUUCGUUAGCUUUAUAAAAAUUGGUGAUAUGUUUAAAAUUAAUUUUUGAGAUUAAGCUAAACCAACUUGACUAUAUAUAUUUAACAAUUCAAUGCACGCAUGAGCUUAAUUAUACUUUAACCCUGUUUAUCCUUUUCAUUACAUUCUUGACUAUAGUAACUGACAUUCCUUGUCUUUGCUAAUAGUUAAUAUAAAGACGUGAAACCAAACAAAAAGGUAUGUAGCAUAGAACUAGUAUGCUAAGUCAAGUUACUAGAUAGCGUAUUGGUGCAUUUGGCCUAAUCUCUUGGUUGUCUUGUUUAAUGUGUGUUUCUCAUUCUUUUGAGCUGCUGACCCAUUUUAUUUGGUGGUUUCCUUUUUCUGACUUUUUGGAUUACUCUAUUGAGUGUUGACUUAAUGUAUUUUUCUUAUUGGGUUUUUUCUCUACAUUUUUCUUUUUUCUGGUUACUUUUUCCUCUUAUUUUUUGUAACAAAAAGGAAAAAAAUUUAAAAAAUAAAAUUAAGUAAAAUUAAAUAAAUAAUGAAAUAAAUAAUACAUUAUGCUAUACAUAUCAACUUUGCACAUCUUUAAUUAGAGGAAUGGGGACACAUGCCAGUGAAAUUUGUGUCAAAAGCCAAAAUGAUGGCUUGGUUUUAUGCUAUUGAUAAUGUGCCAUAAUGUCCAUAAAGUGUGGCUUGCAGUUUUUAUUUAAAUUUUCUAUGUCAAGUGUCACCAAUGUGAGCUAGCUUUAUACUCAUGUAGUCAUGUGAUAAAGAUUUAGUUUGUAACAAAUAUUUAAUGCAUUUUUAUACUUUUAAUUUGAAUUAAUCUAUGAAUUUAGUUACGGAUAAAAUAAAUAAAUUUAAAUUAUAAACCCUAAUAACUAACUAAUUUAACACUCUAAUUUUUUCGAAAA
Arachis stenosperma is the source of this 5448-nucleotide messenger RNA. Its product is annotated as pentatricopeptide repeat-containing protein At4g16835, mitochondrial-like. Lineage: Eukaryota; Viridiplantae; Streptophyta; Magnoliopsida; Fabales; Fabaceae. Gene Ontology annotation, biological process: RNA modification. The record is from RefSeq and is a predicted model, not a curated record. Gene Ontology annotation, molecular function: protein binding; RNA binding; zinc ion binding. Bases 408 to 2336 code for a protein of 642 amino acids. The transcript is spliced from 4 exons.